AUGUCCUCUUGUAUGGGUGCUAUCGCCAUCGGAGAUCUGGUCAAAAGCACUCUCGGCCCCAAAGGAAUGGACAAAAUUCUUUUGUCCGGGGAAACAUACGAAGUUACUAAUGAUGGUGCCACAAUACUUAAGUCGAUUGGCAUUGAUAAUCCUGCUGCCAAGAUUCUUGUCGGUAUGCGUUUGAAAAAAAUGGAUUGUUUCCUUUUAGAGAUGAGCAAGGUUCAGGACAAUGAGGUUGGUGAUGGAACAACUUCUGUCACUGUCUUGGCAUCUGAGCUUCUUCGGGAAGCAGAGACUCUUGUUUCUUCAAAGCUCCAUCCACAAACUAUCGUGGCUGGAUGGCGGGAGUCCACAAAAGUUGCGUUAGACGCCCUUAGAAAUGCCGCUAAAAACCAUCCAUGCGAUGAUUCUGAACGUCAUAGUGAUGCAAGUUUUAAAGAACAGCUUCUCAGGGUUGCCAGAACUACUUUAAGCUCGAAAUUGCUGACCCAUCAUAAGGAGCAUUUCGCAAAACUUGCUGUCGACGCUGUUUUGCGGUUAAAGGGCAGUGGAAAUCUCGAUGCUAUUCAGAUUAUCCAAAAACUUGGUGGCACGCUAUCCGACUCUUACCUGGAUGAAGGUUUUCUCUUGGACAAGAAGAUUGGUGUGAACCAACCAAAGCGCAUUGAAAAUGCUAAUAUUCUCAUUGCAAACACGCCUAUGGAUGCUGAUAAAAUAAAAAUUUUUGGGUCUAAAAUUCGCGUUGAUGCCAUCUCAAAGAUAGCUGAUUUGGAAAUCGCUGAGAAGGAGAAAAUGCGGGAUAAAGUUGAGAAAAUUAUCAAGCAUGGCUGCAAUGUUUUCAUUAAUCGUCAGUUGAUCUACAAUUACCCUGAGCAACUUUUCGCCGAUGCUAAUGUGAUGGCCAUAGAGCACGCCGACUUUGAGGGCGUUGAGAGACUUGCACUUGUAACUGGCGGAGAAAUCGUCUCCACCUUCGAUUCUCCUGAAACUGCGAAGCUUGGACACUGCGACCUCAUUGAAGAGACGACAAUCGGGGAGGACCGUCUCAUUAAAUUCUCGGGUGUGGCACUCGGAGAGGCUUGUACAAUAGUGUUGCGCGGGGCCACUAACUCGAUUCUGUCAGAAGCCGAACGCUCAUUGCACGAUGCGCUCUGUGUGCUGCAGCAGACUGUGAAGGAUCCACGCACCAUUAGCGGUGGAGGUGCCAUGGAAAUGCUCAUGGCAGAGGCCGUCGCAAAAGCUGCAGCUUCGACACCUGGAAAAAUGGCAAUCGCCAUGGAGGCCUUUGCAACUGCUCUGCGACGUCUGCCGGCCAUAAUUGCUGACAAUGGCGGCUACGACAGUGCCGAACUGGUUUCUCAGCUUAGGGCUGCGCAUGCUACAGGCAACUCUGACAUGGGUCUCGAUAUGGAACACGGAUGUAUCGCCAAUAUGGAGGAUCUGGGAAUCACUGAAUCCUAUAAUGUGAAGCGCCAAAUGAUUAUAUCGGCAUCUGAGGCUGCCGAGAUGAUCAUUCGAGUCGACGACAUAAUGCGGGCCGCACCACGUAAACGCCAACAACCGCGUCACUAA
This is a messenger RNA of Hydatigera taeniaeformis, 1572 nucleotides long. NCBI's taxonomy places the organism in Eukaryota, Metazoa, Platyhelminthes, Cestoda, Cyclophyllidea, Taeniidae. The record is from the annotation of a GenBank genome assembly.